This is a messenger RNA of Pleuronectes platessa (European plaice), 5856 nucleotides long. It is a transcript of the gene arid3a, whose product is annotated as AT rich interactive domain 3A (BRIGHT-like). Bases 750 to 2357 code for a protein of 535 amino acids. Gene Ontology annotation, cellular component: nucleus. Gene Ontology annotation, biological process: regulation of transcription by RNA polymerase II. Gene Ontology annotation, molecular function: DNA binding. The record is from RefSeq and is a predicted model, not a curated record. Lineage: Eukaryota; Metazoa; Chordata; Actinopteri; Pleuronectiformes; Pleuronectidae. The transcript is spliced from 9 exons.
CCUCUGCCCCCCCUCCACCCCCCUCAGUCGGAGCGGUGCGGGCUCUCAAACUGUGAAAACACAAUCACACGCAAACGCCGAGUGCGUGGAUAUCACGCAGUCACAUGAAACCCGCGUUAAUCCGAGCUGAUAAACACACGAGCCUCCGCCGCCUCUGCUGCUCCUCUUCUUCCUCUUCUUCCUCCUCUUCUCGCCGUGUUUUCCUCGGCGUGUGACCGGAGGCGCAGCUCGGACCCCGGGCACUGGAGGGGGCAGAAGACGGGGAAUGUGUCUUCCGGUUCCAAAGAGCGUAAAAAAGCCAACGGAAGCCAACGUGGUCUUUGUACUCUGUCAGCGUACUCUCAUACUCCCACCUUCUCUUCCACUGCUAGUGCCUCAUUGAACCCUGUGCGACUCAGUUCGGCCGACAACUUUGGUUUCCCCCUCAGCUGCAGGAAGAACCAUCGAGACAAGCGAGAGGCCUCUGUCUCCAGAAGUGAAGCCUCUCUGUGACUGCAUGUCUCAGAGCUCUGACCAACCCCUGAUCUCCUCCUCCUUCCACGUCUCCACGAAGACCCACAUUUCCACAUAGCCAUAACCUAUAAACCCCCAUUCAGCUGCUAGCUGCUUAAUCGCCAUCGCAGUUGUUGAUUUCGCUGCCUGAGCAGAAGGAUCGACCACUGUCCCUCGACUGGCCCCCAACUGGUACUCCUUCAGUGGGGGAGGGAGGGGAAGGAGAGCAGCUGAACGUUGUGCCGCUUUCCCUGGAGAUGAAGCUGCAGGCCGUCAUGGAGAACCUGCACCGGCAGCAGAGGGCCAAGCUGCUGAUGGAGCAGCAGCUACAGCAGCAAGCUGCUGCCCAACACACUCAGGUGCGCACAGGUGGAUUAGGGGGGGACGAGCCAAUGGGGAGCCCGGCCCCUGAGUCAGAGCAGGCCCAGAUGGCGGCGUUAGCGGCCAUGCGUGCUGUGGCGGCCGGUCUGCAGAGAGUGUCUGACAGCCCAAUGUCGGAGCGCAGCAGCGGCGGCGAGGAUGACGUUGAUGAUGAUGACAAUGAGGAAGGGGAGGAACAAUACAAAGAUAUGAUGGGCUCAGAUGAGGAGGAGCAGAUCAAACGGAAAUGGGAUGAGGAGGACUUUGAAGGCGAGAUGGAAGAAGACUUCGACGAUGAACUGGCAGAGGAAAAUCUGCCAACAGGACAUGAUGCUGUGGCCCCAGGGAAAGGCAUCCUCCUGUUGCCCCACCGCCAGCUCCAUCCCCACUCCCAGCUUGUGAAGGCACGCCCUAGUGUCGACCAGGAGCCCCGUGUAGCCAUCUUGCCUACCCACGUCACCCACAGCCAUCUGGGCGGGCAGGACCACGGAGAAUGGACCUACGAGGAGCAGUUUAGACAGCUGUAUGAACUGGACGGAGACCCAAAGAGAAAGGAGUUCCUUGAUGACCUCUUCAGCUUCAUGCAGAAAAGAGGAACCCCGGUGAAUCGUAUUCCGAUCAUGGCCAAACAGGUCCUGGAUCUGCACAUGCUCUACAGGCUGGUCACGGAGAAAGGCGGCCUGGUGGAGGUCAUCAACAAGAAGUUAUGGAGGGAGAUCACCAAGGGACUCAACCUGCCUACCUCAAUCACCAGUGCAGCCUUCACCCUCCGCACACAAUACAUGAAGUACCUGUACCCAUAUGAAUGUGAUAAGAGGAGUCUUAGCAACCCCAACGAGCUCCAGGCAGCCAUUGACAGCAAUCGGCGGGAGGGCCGACGACAGAGCUUUGGAAGCUCCCUCUUCACCUACUCGCCCAACGGCACGCCCACCAUGCUGUCCUCGCCGAAGCUCCACACAUCCAGUGUGGGCCUGACUAUGGGCACCAACGGCGCCUCGCUGACGCCUAUCCAGAAGAUCAAGAAAGAAGAUGGAGUCCACCUGCUGCCGGGGCAUGGUAUGGCUCGUUUGUCACCGGGGGUCCUGGCGGGUCACGCAGCAGCCCAGGCAGCAAUGGCUGCUCAGGUGGCUGCUCUGGAGCAGCUGAGGGACAAGCUGGAGGCUGGCGAGCCUCCGGAGAAGAAGAUGGCGCUGUCGCCUGAGGAUCACCACAGACUUCUGCAGAGAGCACUGCAACACAACCUUCUGGCCAUGACCGCCCAGAUACCCAUGAACAUCCGAAUCAAUAACCAAGAGAGCAGGCAGAACUCAGCCCUGAACCUCACCACCAAUGGCACGAGCAGCAUCAGCAUGUCAGUGGAGCUCAACGGAGUGGUGUACACUGGCGUUCUUUUUGCUCAGGCAGCCGGCUCAGCCUCAUCUGGUGCGUCUGGAUUGUCCGCCACCGGCGCUCGUGUCGGCCCUCAGAACACACCUACCUCAAACUCCAACAACCUGUUGUCUUAACAACCCCCCCACCCAGCCUUUCCCCUCUUUUAAAAAAAAUUACCACGCUAAGUAAAGCCAAAAACCAACCUCAUUUUCUACAUCAUCUAUGCCAAAAAAGAGAAGACCCAUACACCGUACAGAAGACACCAACUGAAACUCGGAUCACUUGAAGUACACUAUCUCAGGUUUUCUCUCUCAAACUCACCUCUUUUGUUCUUCGUAGCCAAAAUAAUUUUUAAAGAAGAUUAUCCCCACUGAGAGUCAGUAUAUGCUUACCAAUGCACAACUUGUGAAUUAUUUAUUUCUGCAUAAAUGUACAGAUUAUCGGAGAACAAAAGAGAAGGUAAUAACCAGGAAGGGCAAUGCACUGUUUACACAUACAAACACAGCUACUGACUGACAGUAAUGUUUGAUUCUCUAGGGGAGAGAUUUUUUUUUAAUUUUAUUUUAUCUUUUCGUUGUCAUUAUUAUCAUUAUUGUUAUUCUCUAUUGUGUUUAUCAUUUAAAUCUUUACAAACCUCUCACUGCAGGAAAAAAAGUAUAUAUAUUUAGAAUUCUAUAAAAAAAAAAAUGAAUAUCUUCUAUUUUUAAUCAGAAAAGCUUUAAAGGUAUAUGUUGUUUCUUCAGGGCAUAUAACAAUGUACCGCUGUGACCUCAUUUUUCUGUAAAACCUUAUAACCUUAUUCACAUGGCAGCCAGUUUGGAUAUCUAUGUGGAAGACUGGUGCAGCUCUGCACCCGUGUCGUGUAGAGACACACGUCAUAUCUAUGCCACAGAUUUUUCAGGGAAACGCAUAAUAAGAAACUCCUGGAUCUCAAGAAUCUGCAAGGAUGUUGGUCGACUGUUGAAUAUAUUUGGUCCAUAAUCGAUUGCGACAAGAGAGUUUAUGCAGUGGCUAGUUAGCGGGAAUGCUUCGUGGCCAACAGCCCUUGCUGAAUUCAUGCAGUUGUCGUGUUGUUGCUCUUCCUGAAACAGCACGAUGUAUACCCCCCCCCCCUUGUUUGUUGACAUAGGGCCAGUUCAAUACAUAUCUAUGCCAAUCAUGCAGGUUUAUUCUCAAGCGGCUGUAUGCAGGUUUAUGUUCAAAGUGGCUGUUUGUACGAAUCAGGUCUGUUGAGCAGGUGGGAAAUGAGCUGAAGCCUUUCGUUACACGAUCUUCUGCGCCCCGGGCGGCGCCCACACCGACCGUUCCUGGUGCCGCUCUGGGAUCAGAGGUUUUUUGUGAAUAUCACGUUUUCCAUUGUUCUCAGGUGAACCUCCCCUUCCCUCACCCCCCACCCCCUUGCUCGUUGCUUUGUAUAAUACCCCGCGGUCUUCUAUUACACUUGACAGAGUAAUGCUUUUCAACGUCUUUCCCUGCGGAAAGAUUUGUUUUAUCUUUUUUAUGAUACUUGGCCUUCUAGUGGAGUGAUUGUCUUAAGGUCAGAUGCAUGCAUGUGUUUGUAGAUAAAAGUCCGUCAGCGUGUAGGAAAAUUCUUGAUUUCCUGUCCAGGAUUUAAAGGAGUUGAGCGUCGGCUUAAUCCUUGUUAUUGCGGAGACUCUCACAAUGGACAAUCAGGUGUCAGGAGACAAUCUGAUCUUCAGGAAAAACGUAUCCUGACAAUUAGUUCAGCUCGUAUCUGAUGUUUUUUUUUGUUUUUCUUGUAUCAUAGAUUACAAAUGCUUUCGCUUGUUUGUUUCAGCUUUGUGUUUUUGCAUGACUUAGUGCUUAUUCUGAUCCAAGUGCUUCUUAUGCGCUGUGACGAGGGCGGGGUCCUCUGGAGACUGGCUCGCCAUCCAUUAAGGAUAACACAGAGAUUGUCUUGUGAUCCUCGGACUGUUGUUUUUGUUGAGAUUUUGGUUAAUUGGGGCUUUUGAUAAUGAAAGAUCAGAGCUAAUCAUAGCUGUGGCUGAGCACUCGCUUGUGUCGUAGUGUUUGCUAAAAAAACUCUCUGCAGCUCGAUUUAUAUAAGGUUAAAUCUGCCACCUUGGAGACCCCGCAUCAGCUCACAAGUACAUUUGUCUCCGCAUUUUGAAGGUGAUCAAUCAUUUAGCUUUUUGAACUUUAACUCGUGUUACUUCACUGGUUUGUUGGCUGUUAAAGAUUGUUACUCAACCCCACCCCCGAUGCAAAGCAGCCUCAUUCCUACCGACGUUAGGAAGUAAAUCAGGCUUUGUACGUGGGUUCUGUUCUGAGGCCUUAACGCAGCAUGAGAUGACCAGAGAGCGUACAGUACCUCCAUCUAAUCACAUUUCACUGUAUCAGUCAAAUAUCACCAGAUAGCUGUCGAGGCUCUGAUUCUGGACGCAGCUCUCGGUGGGAAAUCGCCACCAGCUGCUGCACAAACACUGGUCAGUUCUGGAAAGUUCUCUUUAUGCUCAGAUAACCAACAGCUCCCAUUCAGAAACACAGUCAUCAAACACUGGUGUUUAAGUUUAGUUUAAAGAGAAAGAAAUAGGAAAUCUGAAAUGAAGUUGUAUUUAAGUUUACUUAAGUGACAAAAUAAUGAUAAAUACCAAUCAUCAUCAAUCUAUUAUAGAUUCAACGAUGCAAACAAAACUAUCAUCGACUCACUUACUUGCAGACCAGCUCAAUGCAUGCCUGCGCCACCUACAGGCAAGAAAUAUAGCAGCAGCAACAGUUCUGAUGUGCAGAUGGACACUACCUGCAGGCAAAGACUCAACAGCAGCAGUUUGUGUAGCUGCUGAUAUAUUUGUGGGUAUUUUGGACAGUUAUACAACAUGUCAGUUAAAAUAACUUGUGAUCAGAGGCAGAACAUUUCACUCAGGUAGACGAGGAUAAACGUGGAGAAUCAUUGUUUCACACUAACCUCAUGUUAAUUAUUUGACCAAUAAAUAAGAUCAUGAGACACAGUUGAAAGCUCCAGAAAAAACUGUAAAAUUGGACCUUGUGGUGUGAAGAUUCUUCAGACCCAGCACGUGUGUUAAUUAUUAAUUGUGCAGUUAGUCAUUAAUUGUGAAUCCCAAUGAGAUUAAAGCAGCUUGAACUGCAGCUCUUAAGGUUGCUGCAGCUUUAGCUGCACCUGCAUGUUUGAAACUGCUGCUGCUGCUGUGACUGGCAACUGGGCCUGGUUUCAUUUGCUUCACAUCAGUGACGGUGUGGUCCUCUUCAGACGACUGAGUUACAAUUACUGCUAAUGAAUGGAAAAGCAGCAGGCCAGCCGGACGACUUGAAGCUGGUUUGAUGUACGAUCAUAUCGAAGCCGAGCAGGAAGCUGAGAUAAAAUAUUUCCUCCUCUCCUACCUCUACAUAUUCUCUCUGGAAAUCAGCCUGAUGCUUAUUUGACAACAGUGACUCUUUGACAGCAGAGGUUUAUUUUGAAACAACAAAAUCAUUUUGGGGUAUUUUUACAGAAGUGAAAGUCCAGUUUGUGUAGGCUCACAGCUUUACAUAGAGAUGAUACAAUACCUGGUUCCUUAUUUGUGAACAACUCACACAUCAAUCAGCCCGAAACCUUUUUGCCUUUUAACACGUGAAUGAUUUUGUGAUUCACAUGAUGGAGCCUGACAUGAAGAC